This is a messenger RNA of Trichophyton verrucosum HKI 0517, 1461 nucleotides long. RefSeq lists its product as uncharacterized. NCBI's taxonomy places the organism in Eukaryota, Fungi, Ascomycota, Eurotiomycetes, Onygenales, Arthrodermataceae. Gene Ontology annotation, biological process: cell wall mannoprotein biosynthetic process; protein N-linked glycosylation. The transcript has 3 exons. Gene Ontology annotation, molecular function: alpha-1,2-mannosyltransferase activity. The record is from RefSeq and is a predicted model, not a curated record. Gene Ontology annotation, cellular component: membrane; Golgi apparatus. Bases 1 to 1461 code for a protein of 486 amino acids.
AUGCUUUCCCCUUCGCCGCUAGAUGGCAGUCUUACCAAUGAAAAGGGGACGAUAAUAUCGAGAUUCGCUUUUUUUAAACGCCGCAUACGACUACGGAGGAACUCUUCUAUUUCGAUCCCUCUGGGCCUUGUUUUACUAUUUCCAUGCAUUGUAAUAAUCCUUAUUGUCCUCCUCUUCGUUACUCACCCUUCUUCUCCCGGUGGGAUGCUGAUGCCCACUGGUACUCCUCCUUCUAUACGAAAAAUCAGCGAGAAAUAUGACAAAGUGUUUGAAGUAGGCUGCAGAGAAAUUGACACCAGUCAGCCUAGAGCAAACGCCGCCUUCGUCGUCCUGGCCAGAAACAAGGAGCUGGAGGGUGUAAUCCAGUCUAUGAAGUCGAUCGAGCGCCACUUCAACCGAUACUACAACUACCCGUAUGUAUUCCUGAACGAUGGAGACUUCGACGAUAACUUCAAGGAUACUGUCACCAAUUACACCAAAUCCAGCGUGGAGUUUGGCAAGAUCGACUCGUCAAUGUGGGGAUACCCUGACUGGACCGAUGCUGAGGUAGCCAAAGAGGGUAUCCGCAAACAGGGAGACGCUGCUAUCAUGUACGGAGGAAUGGAGAGCUAUCACCACAUGUGUCGAUUCUACUCUGGUGACCCUUUCCUGGAGAUGGCUAAGAACAACAAGACGUAUGGCUUCACAAUUGCCGUCAAGGAACUUAAAGAGACCGUGCCGAAUAUCUUCCGCUAUGCGUCUGCCUACAAACGAACGAACAACAUCACUUCCCAAGGUCUAUGGGAAAUGUUUCUCGAGGACCCCGUCGAGGAGGAAAAACCGGCAGAAGAGAACAAUGCCCUCCCAGACGAGAUUCUACAGACGCAGCCCGGUGCUGCCGGCCUCAAAGACGUUGAUCCUGAAGCAAUGGAAGGCGAGACGUACAAUAUGUGCCAUUUCUGGAGUAACUUCGAGAUCGCACGGUUGGAUUUCUUCCGUAGCAAGGCUUACGAAGACUUCUUCACGAUGAUGGAUAGGAGUGGUGGCUUUUGGAAUGAAAGAGUACGUCUUUGUCUACCCAUAUUCUAUAUAUAUAUGAAUUUCUUGCUACAGAUGCUAACGAAACCCUUGUUUCAUCAGUGGGGAGAUGCACCUAUCCACUCUCUUGCUGCCGGCGCACUUCUGUCUCCAGCCGACAUUCACUACUUCAGAGAUUUUGGAUAUCGUCACACCACCAUCCAGCACUGCCCCGCCAAUGCUCCAGCCAGACAACGCGUUCGAGAUCCAUAUCUCGAACAAACCACUCUGGACCCGAAGCUCCGCCAAGAAGAGGACGAAUACUGGGACUCUCCAGAUCCACCCAAGGAGAACGGCGUUGGCUGCCGAUGUCGCUGUGAUACCGACAUCGUCGACGUGGAAGGCAAGCAUGGCAGUUGUCUAGCGGAUUGGGUUAAAGUCGCAGGAGGAUGGGCGUCGCCGUAG